Molecule: messenger RNA, 2259 nt
Organism: Phyllostomus hastatus (greater spear-nosed bat)
Lineage: Eukaryota; Metazoa; Chordata; Mammalia; Chiroptera; Phyllostomidae
Gene: AGR3
Product: anterior gradient 3, protein disulphide isomerase family member
Exons: 8
Coding region: 186-665 (159 amino acids)
Cellular component (GO): endoplasmic reticulum
Molecular function (GO): dystroglycan binding
Source: RefSeq, a predicted model, not a curated record
GCCGCGGGCCCCUCCAGAGCACGUGAUGCUGCUGUCACCCUCAGCCCUCUGCCUCGUGCUCGCCGCGGUUUCUUCCAACCUCGCCGUCGCCAUCAGAAAGGGCAAGAGGCCUCCUCAGACACUCGCACGAGUUAUUACCAAAAAGUGAACAAAUCAAAAGCAAAACAACAAGAAAAAACAGGGAAAUGUGUUUUAUCUUACUGCACAAUUCUGCGUUAUCAUGUCCAGCCAUCUUUUCGCCGUGGUACCAAAACCAGAAACUGCAGUCUAAUGGAUGGGGCGAUGACAUCACUUGGGUGCAGACUUAUGAAGAAGGUCUCUUCCAUAUUCAAAAAAGUAACAAGCCGUUGAUGGUUAUUCAUCACUUGGAGGACUGCCAGUACUGCCAAGCUCUCAAAAAAGUGUUUGCUCAAAAUGAAGAAAUACAAGAAAUGGCUCAAAAUAACUUCAUCAUGUUGAAUCUCAUGCAUGAGACCACAGAUAAAAAUUUAUCACCAGAUGGACAAUAUGUGCCCAGAAUCAUGUUUGUGGAUCCUUCUUUGACAGUCAGAGCUGAUAUAACUGGAAGAUACUCUAAUAGGCUGUAUACAUAUGAGCCUCGGGAUUUACCAAUACUGAUAGAAAACAUGAAGAAAGCAUUAAAACUUAUUCAAUCGGAAUUAUAAGGGAUUACCUUAAAGAGGUGAAAUGUCAUGAAGACCACCUUCUGGCUAAUGGACUAAUACUAAAUGUGCAAGUAUAUGGAUCCUGUAACAUUACUAGUUAGAUUUUUUAAUACUUUGUUCAUUGUAAUUUUCCCAUUAUUAUUUAUCCCUCUUACAUGUGUCUGAAAUAUUCUUAUAAAGGUAAAAUUAUAGCUUAAUAAAUGUCAGAACCAGAGCAUGACAAUGUAAUAGUUAGCCUGCUGUCUGCCAGGGUAACAAAGAAAGCUCAUCACAAGCUAGAGCUGGGUUAGGGGAGAGACAGGAGGGGCCUUAAAUAAGAGGGGCCUUAAAUUAGAGCUGGGUUAGGGGAGAGACAGGAGGGGCCUUAAAUAAGAGCGGCCUGCACUGGUUUCCUUUAUUCUUUUCACUUCGCAUGCACUCCACCAGGGAACCUGCUGUAUCUGCUCCUCUGCUGUAUCUGCUCCUCUGCUGUAUCUGCUUCUCCACUGUAUCUGCUUCUCCGCUGUAUCUGCUGUCUUGAGCCUGCUAGAGCAGGUCAUAAAUAAUGUGCAUGUUGCGGAGCAAAUGCAUGUAGCUUUGUGCACUUAUUACUUGAACUUUCGACAGCAUAUUUCAGAGUUAACCAUUUACUUCUUUUCUGCCUUAAAUUAAAGUAGACAUUUAAAAACCAAUUACUAUAAAUCAAAUAUAUCUUUCAAAAUUUUAACUAUGUAUUUUUCUUAAUAUAAUUAUUGGGCAGAUAUUUAACACUUUUAAUAAUUUUAAGAAAAGUGUAACUACCUCUGGAAGACCAAAACUUUUCUCCAGUUAACUGGCAGGAGAGGAUUGCAUCCCAUCUGAAAUUACCGAACAUCUAACCACCAGUUCAGUUCUUCCCAGAAAGUCCUGGAGGAUCCGUACCAUGUCCUCUGUUCCUUGACAUACCACAAAAAUUCCUAAUUUUUUAAUGGAACAAAAAUUCUUAUGAUCAGCUGGGAAUAAUUUUCAGAAGCAAGAGAAUAUUUCAGAUAGACAAAAAUUUUCCUCCCCCUAGGAUUUGAUUGCUUUUUUAAUUAUUUUGAGAUAUAAAAGUAUACUUUAAUAUGAGAUAGAUAUGCAAUGUCUAUGGCAUAGAUUUUUUAUUAAUUCCACUGUUCCAUGAGUCAGAGAAAGAAAAGUAUUUUCCAGGUUUUAUGUCAUCAGUAUUCCAUUCAUUUAAAGCAGAUUUAAUAACUAACCUAUUUGGGUAUAAGUAGGUUACUUGACCAGUAACUAGAUGUCAGUGCUGGGUAUCUAUGUGCAAAAAAAAUAUUAAACAUCUUAUAUUUCAUUUUAGAUCAAAGUCUGAAAGUUGGUUUUUUAAUGAAUGCUAAGACAUCAAAGUGGACUGGCAUGCUCUGGUUUGAGGAUUUAAAGCUUGAGGACUGUAGUAAUAUAGCUGACUCUGCAGUGCCACCGAUAGGGCAGAGGCAGAAAAUGCCAGUGAACUAAGAAAAGGCCCAUUGACAGUUUAGUGCUGUUUUAAGAACUAAUAAGUGAAAUAAAAUGUUCGCUUCUUCUGCAUUAGUAUAAAAAUGUUACUCAGUAAUAAAAUGAUUCUUCUUUAACAUAAAAA